Molecule: messenger RNA, 600 nt
Organism: Haemonchus placei
Lineage: Eukaryota; Metazoa; Nematoda; Chromadorea; Rhabditida; Trichostrongylidae
Source: the annotation of a GenBank genome assembly
AUGCUACGGCGUCCGCGGGAGUCGACGCGCACUCGCAAGGCCCGGAAACGAGGUGGUCCUGCUGCAAGUCUAGAGACAUUGGAUUCGGCUUCAAAGCCGUUCUUUGCGGUGGCCCCAAGUCCACCAACGGUCACCCCGCCGAAACCGAAAUUUGCCGAGAGGUGUGGGCCAGCGAGAAUCAAGUGGUGGCGACUGAAGGAAAAAGAAAAAGAAUCGGUCAUCGUCUCCCGCAUUCUAUUACCGGCGGUAACGACUGUCGACGAAACUUGGAAGAAUGCUGUCGAAGCGAUAACCCGGGUUGCACGGUCGGAGCUCGGCAUGACCAAGCCUGGACGACGAAAGAUUGGCAAGCAAACAUGGCUAAGGACGGAUCAUGUCAGGGAUAAAGACCGUGAGAAGAAAAAGCAGUACCACGCAUUUCUUAUCGAAAAGACGGCUGACAACUGGCAACGCUAUCAGAUAGCGAAGAAAGAGGCGAAGAAGGCCGUUGCUUCUGAGAAGGCAGCUCAUUAUGCCGAUCUUAAUAAGAAAUUCGAGUCUCGAGAUGGUGAGCGGUAUAUUUACCGACUCGCAAAGACCCGCCACCGUUCUCCCGUUUAG